Oncorhynchus nerka (sockeye salmon) is the source of this 4819-nucleotide messenger RNA. RefSeq names its product NACHT, LRR and PYD domains-containing protein 12-like. NCBI's taxonomy places the organism in Eukaryota, Metazoa, Chordata, Actinopteri, Salmoniformes, Salmonidae. Gene Ontology annotation, biological process: intracellular signal transduction. The record is from RefSeq and is a predicted model, not a curated record. The transcript has 12 exons. Gene Ontology annotation, molecular function: protein binding. The coding region runs from base 22 to 3615 and encodes 1197 amino acids.
GAGGGGGGCCAUGACUCUAAAAUGAGUCUCUCUGGGGAGAGAGAGGAGGGGGGCCCUGCCUCUAAAAUGAGUCUCUCUGGGGAGAGAGAGGAGGGGGGCCCUGCCUCUAAAAUGAGUCUCUCUGGGGAACAUGACACCAAAGCUAAGAGCCCAAUCAAGCAGGAGAGACCAGCCUCCCCUGUUCCCAGCUGUGUGUCCAUGAAGAGUGACUGGUCUAUGGGUCAUCCUCUAAACUUUAGAGAGGGAGACUUUUCUACUGAACAAAGAAACCAACAGGAGAGAUCAGAGUCAGAGAUUCUCAGUGGUCAGUCUUCCCAGAGUCAUCAAACAGACCUGGCCUCCAUAUUCAGUUUGCUUGAAGAGAAAAUUCUGACAUUUGUGAAGAACAAGUUGAAGAUGUUCAAGAGGAUUCUUAGUCCAGAACUCCCAGAAGGCUUUGAGAGUCAGAAGCAGGAUAAGGAAGUGGUGGACGCUGAAGAUGAGAAGCAGGAGAGCAGUGCCAGAGAGGGGGCUCUGAAGAUCACACUGCACGUCCUGAGGGAAAUGAACCAGAAGGAGCUUGCUGACACACUGGAGAAAUAUGAGCUUGCUGUGAUUUGCCAACGUGAACUCAAAUCUAAUCUAAAGAAGAAGUUUCAAUGUGUAUUUGAGGGGAUCGCUAAACAAGGAAACCCAACACUUCUCAAUAAGAUCUACACAGAGCUCUACAUCACAGAGGGUGGAACAGGAGAGGUCAAUAAUGAACAUGAGCUGAGACAGAUUGAGACAACAACCAGGAAACAAGCAAGACCAGAGACUCCAAUCAAAUGUAACGACAUCUUCAAACCCUUAACUGGACAAGACAAACCUAUCAGAACUGUGCUGACAAAGGGAGUCGCCGGCAUUGGAAAAACAGUCUCUGUGCAGAAGUUCAUUCUGGACUGGGCUGAAGGAAAAGCAAAUCAGGAUGUCCAAUUUGUAUUUUCAUUCCCUUUUCGGGAGCUGAAUUUGAUGAAAGAGGACAAACACACUUUCAUUGAACUUCUCAAUCACUUCUCAAUGGAAACCAAACAAUCAGGAAUCUCCAACUUCAACAAGUACAAAGUUCUGUUCAUCUUUGAUGGUCUGGAUGAGUGCCGACUGCCCCUAGACUUCCAGAAGAACAAGAUCUGUUGUGACGUCACAGAGUCAACCUCAGUGGAUGUUCUGCUGACAAAUCUCAUCAAGGGAAAUCUGCUUCCCUCUGCUCUCCUCUGGAUAACUACCCGACCUGCAGCAGCCAAUAAGAUCCCUUCAGGGUGUGUUGACCAGGUGACAGAGGUACGAGGGUUCAAUGACCCACAGAAGGAGGAGUACUUCAGGAAGAGAUUCAGUGAUGAGGACCUGGCCAACAGAAUCAUCUCACACAUAAAGACAUCAAGGAGCCUCCACAUCAUGUGCCACAUUCCAGUCUUCUGUUGGAUUUCUGCAACAGUCCUUGAACACAUGCUGAAACAUAAGAGAGAAGAGAUGCCCAAGACUCUGACUGAGAUGUACACACACCUUGUGGUGUUUCAUAUCAAACAGAAGAAUGAAAAGUAUCUUGGGAAAGAAGAGACAGGUCCACACUGGAAUAAAAAGAGCAUUCUGUCACUGGGAAAACUGGCUUUUCAACAGCUUGUGAAAGGCAAUCUGAUUUUCUAUGAAGAAGACCUGAAAGAGUCUGGCAUUGGUGUCAGUGAAGCCUCAGUGUACUCAGGAUUGUGCACACAGCUCUUUAAAGAGGAAUGUGGGCUGUACCAGGACAAGGUGUACUGCUUUGUUCAUCUGAGCAUUCAGGAGUUUCUGGCUGCUGUAUAUGUGUUCCUCUCAUUCACCAACAACAAUGAGAAUCUAAUGGACAAACUGCAAACAAAAGACGAGUCUGAAGUUACUGUCUACAAGAGUGCUGUGGAUAAAGCCUUACAAAGUGAGACAGGAAACCUGGACCUUUUCCUCCGCUUCCUUCUGGGCCUCUCACUGGAGUCCAAUCAGAAGCACUUACAAGGUCUACUGACAAAGACAAGAAGCAGCUCACAGACCCAUGAAGAAACAGUCAAGUACAUCAAGGAGAAGAUCAGGGAGAAUCCUUCUCCAGAGAGGAGCAUCAAUCUGUUCCACUGUCUGAAUGAACUGAAUGACCAUUCUCUAGUGGAGGAGAUCCAAAGCUACCUGAGAUCAGGAAGUCACUCAGAAGACAAACUGUCACCUGCACAGUGGUCAGCUCUGGUCUUUGUGUUGCUGACUUCAGAAAAGGAGCUGGAUGUGUUUGACCUGAAGAAAUACUCCAGAUCAGAGGAAGGUCUUCUGAGGCUGCUGCCAGUGGUCAAAGCCUCCAGAGCUGUUCUGCUGUCAGGCUGUGGAGUCACAGAGGAAGGCUGUGCUUCUCUGGUCUCAGCUCUGGAGUCAAACCCCUCACCCCUGAGAGAGUUGGACCUGAGUAACAAUGACCUGAAGGAUUCAGGAGUGGAGCUGCUCUCUGCUGGACUGGGGAAUCCCCACUGUAAACUGGAGACUCUGAGGCUGUCAGGCUGUCUAGUCACAGAGGAAGGCUGUGCUUCUCUGGUCUCCGUUCUGGAGUCAAACCCCUCACACCUGAGAGAGCUGGAUCUGAGUAACAAUGACCUGAAGGAUUCAGGAGUGAAGCUGCUCUCUGCUGGUCUGGGGAAUCCCCACUGUAAACUGGAGACUCUGAGGCUGUCAGGCUGUCUAGUCACAGAGGAAGGCUGUGCUUCUCUGGUCUCAGCUCUGAGUUCAAAUCCCUCACACCUGAGAGAGCUGGAUCUGAGUAACAAUGACCUGAAGGAUUCAGGAGUGAAGCUGCUCUCUGCUGGACUGGGGAAUCCCCACUGUAAACUGGAGACUCUGAGGCUGUCAGGAUGUCUAGUCACAGAGGAAGGCUGUACUUCUCUGGUCUCAGCUCUGGAGUCAAACCCCUCACACCUGAGAGAGCUGGACCUGAGCUACAAUCACCCAGGAGACUCAGGAGUCAGACUGCUCUCUGCUGGACUGGAGGAUCCACACUGCAGACUGGAGAAACUCAAUGUGGAACAUGGUGGAGAGAACAGAAUGAAACCUGGGCUUAGAAAAUAUGUCUGUGAUCUCACACUGGACCCAAACACAGUAGACAGACACCUCUCUCUGUCUGAGGAGAACAGAAAGGUGACAUGUAGGAGAGAGGAGCAGCCGUAUCCUGAUCACCCAGAGAGAUUUGAGGACAAUGAACAGGUGCUGUGUAGAGAGGGUCUGACUGGGCGCUGUUACUGGGAGGUAGAGUGGAGUGGGAGAAGGGCUGUUAUAGGAGUGACAUAUAAAGGAAUCAGCAGGAGAGGAAGAGGUGAGGACUGUUGUCUUGGAUACAAUGACAAGUCCUGGAGUCUGGACUGCUCUGACAACAGUUACAGAGCCUGGCACAAUAAUAAUCCCACUACCAUAGACAUCCCCUCCUCCAGCUCCCACAGAGUAGGAGUGUAUCUGGACUGGCCAGCCGGCACUCUGUCCUUCUAUAGAGCCUCCUCUGACACACUGAACCACCUGAUCACAUUCACCUCCUCAUUCACUGAGCCCCUCUAUCCAGGGAUUAGGAUUUAUGGUGACUCCUCAGUGUCCCUGAAAUAAUAACAUGACACUGGACACACACACACACUGGACACACACACACUGGACACACACACACACACACACUGGACACACACACACACACACGCUGGACACACACACUGGACACACACACACACACUGAACACACACACACACACACGCUAGACACACACACACACACACGCUAGACACACACACACACACACACACACACACACACACACACUGAACACACACACUGAACACACUGAACACACACACUGGACACACACACACACACUGGACACACACACACACACUGAACACACACACACACACACGCUACACACACACACACACACACACACACACACACUGAACACACACACUGGACACACACACACACACUGAACACACACACACACACACACGCUAGACACACACACACACACACACUGAACACACACACUGAACACACAUACACAUACUGGACAAACACACACACUGGACAAACACACACACACACACUGAACACACACACACACGCUAGACACACACACACACACACACUGGACAAACACACACACACACACACACACAAUUGGACACAGACACACACACUGGACAAACACACACACACACACACUGGACUCACAAACACACACACACACACACACUGGACUCACAAACACACACACACACACACACACACUGGACUCACAAACACACACAAUUGGACACACACACUGGACAAACACACACACUGGACUCACAAACACACACACACACACACACACACACUGGACAAAAACACACACACUGAACACACACACACACACGCUGGACACACACACACACACACACUAGACAAACACACACACACUGGACAAACAAAAUACACACACACUCACGCUAGACACACACACACACUGAACACACACACACACACUGGACAAACACUGGACAAACACACACACACACAGGACAAACAAAAACACACACACACACACACCUGGACAAACAAUUAACACACACACACACACACACACUGGACACACACACAGACUGGAUACACACAUUGGACACACACACAUGCGCGUCUUCCUAUAAUUGUGACCUUGACCCAGGACCUCUUACAAUAACAUGUAUUUUAUGUUGAAUAACAAAUAAUAAUGAAUAACAAAUUGGACAAUUAUAGGAUAUAUUGUACUUUUCAUAAUAAAACAUACUUGAAACAAGAAAA